This is a messenger RNA of Balaenoptera musculus (blue whale), 1165 nucleotides long. RefSeq names its product retinol binding protein 5 (gene RBP5). The record is from RefSeq and is a predicted model, not a curated record. Gene Ontology annotation, biological process: fatty acid transport. The transcript has 5 exons. NCBI's taxonomy places the organism in Eukaryota, Metazoa, Chordata, Mammalia, Artiodactyla, Balaenopteridae. Gene Ontology annotation, molecular function: fatty acid binding. Gene Ontology annotation, cellular component: cytosol; nucleus.
AGCAGGGGUGGGAGAACGUGUUAGGGCUUUUUCCCCUGACUGCAAUCUGGGGGAGCAAGGGAACUGCGGGGGCUGGGGAGGAAGCUGGAAAGCCGUAGAGGGGGUGGGAAAAAAGAGGGCCAUGGGGAGAAUGAAGACGCGAGAAGCCCGGGGGUGGGGAGAGCAGACGUCAACGGAGACCUGAAGGAGGCGAGGAGGGACAGUAUCCGCGUCACCCCACCACCACCAUCACCAACUCUGCAUUAACCUCUUCUCACAGCCCAUUCCAUCAGCGAGUCCCUGCUAGGUGCCUCCUGGGAACCGCGCAGUCAAACCCACAACCUGACCCCGACCUACGCUAGCAUUUCAUUUCCCAGCCCCAGGUCUCUGAGGAAGCCACGGGGUGGGCAGCCGGGCCCCGUGGACCCGGUUCUGGGACCGGAGGAAGAGCUCACCCUCCCUCACCCUCCCUCACCCGCUCGCCCCAAAUUUCCCACCUUAAACCCUGAUGAACCAGCCCAGUUGGUUCUGAAGCCAGGGAGGCUGGUAGGUUCGAGAGGCAAAGAAGAGUCCGCGUCGCGGGGAGGGAGUGCGGGGCGGGGCACACGGUCAUUGAGGCGCACCGCCCCCCGCAAUGGGAGUACAUCUGCCUGGACCAUGCCUCCCAGCCUCACCCGCUACUACUGCUUUGUCUCGCAGAACUUGGAGGACUACCUGCAAGCUCUAAACAUCAACAUGGCUCUGCGGAAGAUCGCGCUGCUGCUCAAGCCAGGCAAGGAGACUGACCAUCGGGGCAACGACAAGACAGUGAAGACCCUCAGCACCUUCCGAAACUAAGUUCUGGAAUUCGAGGUGGGAGUGCAGUUUGAGGAGGACUUGAGGAUCACGGAUGGAUGGAAGUGCCAGACCAUUGUCACCUGGGAAGAGGAGCAGCUGGUAUGUGUAGAGAAAGGGGAGGUCCCUAACCGGGGCUGGAGACACUGGCUGGAGGGAGAGACGUUGUAUCUGGAAAUGACUGCAAGGGAUGCAGUGCACAAGCAGGUCUUCAGGAAGGUCAAGUAGCCAGAGAGGAGCUGAGGGCCCCCCCGGACCACGGCAGUCCCCAGUCUCCUCUUGCCUGUGUCCCCUUCAAGCCCAGAUGGUCCCAGGUCAGCAGUCCCUUUCUCAGAUCACUUACCCUCCCUCU